Messenger RNA from Daphnia magna, 5975 nucleotides. RefSeq names its product acetylcholine receptor subunit alpha-like. Gene Ontology annotation, biological process: chemical synaptic transmission; monoatomic ion transmembrane transport; regulation of membrane potential. The transcript is spliced from 11 exons. The record is from RefSeq and is a predicted model, not a curated record. Gene Ontology annotation, cellular component: synapse; neuron projection; postsynaptic membrane. NCBI's taxonomy places the organism in Eukaryota, Metazoa, Arthropoda, Branchiopoda, Diplostraca, Daphniidae. Bases 3191 to 4969 code for a protein of 592 amino acids. Gene Ontology annotation, molecular function: acetylcholine-gated monoatomic cation-selective channel activity; transmembrane signaling receptor activity.
UCACAAAUAACGAAAAAAACAAACACAAAAAUGGAUUCUUUUGCCCAAGAGUCGGGCAACAAAAAUGGAUAUUACUGAGACGCUCUCUCCCUUUUGUACUUGAUUGGAUUAUAGCAGGGGAAAAAGGCCUGACAGGCUGUUGUGUAGAUGUGUGUUGUGUUCCGAGUAUUUUUCUGGUCUUGCCAAACAGCAUCCAAAGAACAAAUAAACGAAAACAAGGAAAAAUUGCACAAAAUUAUUUGCUUUUGUGUGCGCGCUUGGUGUCUUGAUUUGUUCUCUGCUGUUUCGUAUUCCUCCAAUCUGCUCGGAUAAAAAAAAAAAAAAUUGUGAUGCGCAUUUUUUAUGGUCGGUCGAUUAUUAGCCGAGCGCGAGGGAAAACAUGCGACAGCUUCCCGUUUAUUUUAAUAAAUGCUCAUCUUAAAUAAUGAAUCUAAUAUCUUUCAUUUAUUUCCGUGUUUUUAUUCGGUUUGUUUUCUUCUCCCCCGCUAAACAGAGAAAAUUCGUUUCCCUUUUAUUUUGUUGUGCUUUCUCAAGACAGCGGCCAUACAUUGCAAUCUUUCCGCUUUUCAUCUUCUUUUCGCUAUUCCUCGCUAAAAAUGCGCAACAAAAACGUAAAUGUGGGCUUUUAUCUUGGUUAUCUUUUUAUUCGUCUCUAUUUAUAUCAAUCGAUCUAUCCAAUCUAUUUGCAAAUAUUUUUUUUUUUUUUUGGCUGCCACUUAUUGGGGCACAAAAUAACAUCACCUUUCCCGACCAAACAAAAAUAUGCAAAACAACCAAUAACGAUUGAUGAAUCAGAUCAGCGAUUCGUAAAAGAGGGCAAUCGAUAGAGAGGGGAAGGGGAUUUUUGGCUCGGGAAGUAUUUGAAAUGAUUCAUUUUUGUUCCCCCUUGUAACAGUUUCUAUUGAAAAAAGUUUCCCUGAUUUAUUUUGUAUUUUUAUGAAAUCUCAAACUAUCAGUGAAAACCCGUACCGAUUGCGUGAUUCAUAGUGUUACAUAAUUAGCCGCGUUUCCGGAUCCUCUUUAAGAAACUCGAGAGGGAAAGCUGCCUAACCAUUGGAUGGACGAUUCAUCAAGUCCAAACUAUGGACCACCAUUAGAAAAGUGGGGCGCUGUUUUAUUCAAAAGCAUCGUGAAAAUGGCCAACUCUUGGGGCAAAAGAAAGGAAUGUUGUUUUUUUGUUUAAAGGUAAAUGAGGACAUACAUUGUUCAUUUGAAAUUGCGACCCGGCGUGGUCGUUGUAGAAAAAGAUCUUAUUUCAUAAUAAUAUAGCUUUCUAAUGAGCUCCCAAGAAAGAACAAAAGGAUCUUUAAUAAAAAAACAGGGUAGACAUCUCCAAGCCAUUACCUGUGAACCUAGACGAAAACUUUGUAAACAAGUUUCUGUCUGGCCCACUUUUUUUGUCAAAAUUUGCUUUUCAACUCUUUAUAUAUUCAAAUGCGUUUUGAUGAAAACAGGUUACGUUAAUAUAUACAUUUAAAUUCAGAAUAAAACAAGUCAAAGUUAGGUAUGAUGUACACGCAAGAAAUAAAAAUGGAAGGAGCUGCCACUAUUUUCCACGACUGGGAUUGAAGACACGUAUAAAGUCAGCCCCCCAAAAGAUCAAUAAAGUUCAUGCACACCCUCGUUCUCUCUCUCUCUCUUUCACAGAAAAAAAAAAGGACGCCAUAGUAACUAUAUGCUACUAACCCAACAGCAGUGAGUGUGUGUAACAGACAUCUUUUUCUUAUUUGAUGUCUUGCGGAGCACUCGAAAAAAAAAGGGGGGAACGAAGUAGUACUUUUAUUCUAUACGUUGCUAGAUCUAAUUUCUUGACUCGAGCUAUAGGUUCCAGCACUUCUUACUGAGUCAGUCUAUUUCGAUCUAACGAAAAUAUAAAUAAAAAAAAGGGAAAAGAAAAUGCGCAAUAAGCGGAGAACAGGAGGCCAAUCUAUAUCCCUAAAGAAGGAACAAGAAGAAACUAAAUCACACAACAACAAAAAAUGUAACAAGGCUAUAAGUAUACUAUGUGGAAGAACUUCGGUAAUGUAUAGAAAACUUCUACUCAUUUAUAUAUAUAUAUUUUUUUAAGAAAAAAAAAAGAGAAACCGACCCGACUCAAAAGAAAACCGGCGAUGAGUGGAUCGUGUAUAGGAAAAAAAAAAAUAAAACAUACUGGACAAAGUGAGGGACUUUUUGAUUCCAUCAAAAGGAUUGUAACCUUAAAAGUCCAGCGGCUUUUUCUUCCUCCUAGAUGUCGAUACAUUUCAGCAAUUCAAAGAGGAAACAAACAGCAGUCGUUCUAACGCUUUAGAGUGCCGUGGCUUUUAAAAGACCAAACGAGAGAGAGAGAGAAAAAAAAGUACACAAACGGAAAUGGGAAGGACUAGCUCAUUGUUAUUCAUGUAGAGGGUUAAAAGCGAUCGUUAUUGGCAGGCAACACAUCAGCUAUUCCACAGCGUUGAAGUGUGUGCAUUAUGUAUAUAUCUAUCCGGUGAGUAGUAAAAAGGCAGAGAGUGAAGAAGAAAAAAAGAUGGAGCUUCAUCCCCGUACGACUCAAAUCAAUUUGAUAUCCGCUCCGUGUUUAUUAGGUAAUAUUUCCCUUCUCUGUUAUGACAUUGUUGCCAGUGUUUCGUGAAUGAAUGAAUGGCGGGAAAUAUUGAAAUCCUCUACGAGUGUGUGUCCUCCGAGAAAUUGUUGAAUCCACGUGUUUUGUUUGCACUUUUUUUUUUUUUUUUAACCCUCGUCCUAAUGCCCCUGGGCUGCGUGUUGGCAGGGACUAGCUGGUUGGUUUAUACCCAAUCCUUUGAUUCUAGCGUGAAUCCUGCGUGCUAGGAUGUGGCGCCACCGUCGAUAGUGAGCGCUGUGUCGCGCUGCUUAGACCAUCAGUAGGCGAGCAGCAUCCUUGACGGCCAGUCCGUCUGCAGCCGAUCCCCUUUUUAUUAUUAUUCUUAUUCUUCUUUCUCCCUCCUUUUCCCCUUUAUUUUGUCCAUCCCUUUCAACCCGUGUGUCUCGUCCCUCUUUCCUUCUAACGAUCUAGGUUGACGAGCAAACGAGUUUCCCAAAGCAAACGUCAAUUCAAGACAGGAACGUGAUUUUGCGCCGAAAGGAAAAUAUUAAAAAUAAAAAUUGGACCGUAGAAAUACGUCCAUUUAUUUUGUUUAUUUUAAAAAUUUAAUUUCACUCUCACCUGCCCUUUGGCUGGUGAUUCAAAAUGGCUCACCGGCAAGGAAGUAAAAAUUAUUGCAGCAGUGGGCUGACGUGUACGACGGCAGUGUUGCUGUGCUGUUGGUAUCUUGUGGUCCAGCCGGCCAGCUGCGGCAAUCCAGACGCCAAACGACUCUACGACGACCUGCUCUCCAAUUACAACAAGAUUGUCAGACCCGUCGUCAAUAACAGCGACGUUCUCACCGUCCGCAUCAAGCUCAAAUUGUCGCAGCUCAUCGACCUGAAUUUGAAGAAUCAAAUUAUGACGACCAAUCUCUGGGUGGAACAGUAUUGGUACGAUUAUAAACUUCAAUGGGAACCUUCCGAAUACGGUGAGGUGAGCAUGCUUCACGUCCCAUCCGAUCACAUUUGGAGACCGGAUAUUAGCCUCUACAACAACGCUGACGGUCACUACGAGUUGAAAUUGAACACGAAAGCCAUAGUGCACCACAACGGCCUGGUGGCGUGGCAGCCACCGGCCACCUACAAGUCGGCCUGUGACAUUGACGUUGAAUAUUUCCCGUUGGAUAUACAGACCUGUUUUCUCAAACUCGGGUCGUGGACCUACGCGGGCUACCAGGUGGAUCUUCGGCAUAUCGACGAAGUGGAAGGAUCCAAUAUCGUCGAUAUUGGCAUGGAUCUCAGCGAGUUUUACAUGUCUGUCGAGUGGGACAUUUUAGAUGUGCCAGCAGUCAGGAGUGUGAAGUUGUACACGUGCUGCGUCGAGCCCUAUUUGGAUAUCACGUUCAACAUCACGAUGCGCCGUAAAACGCUGUUCUACACGGUCAACCUCAUCAUUCCCUGUAUGGGCAUCUCCUUUCUGACUAUAUUGACAUUUUACCUGCCAUCAGAUUCUGGCGAAAAGGUCACGUUGUCCAUCUCGAUUUUGAUUAGUCUUCACGUGUUUUUCCUGCUGGUCGUCGAGAUUAUCCCGCCAACGAGUCUCGUAGUUCCUUUACUGGGCAAAUAUUUAAUUUUCGCCAUGAUCCUCGUAUCGAUCAGCAUCUGCGUGACGGUCGUGGUGUUAAACGUUCACUUUCGUUCGCCGCAAACGCAUCGAAUGGCACCCUGGGUCCGACGCGUCUUCAUUCACAUUCUGCCCAGGCUGUUGGCUAUGAGAAGACCUCAGUGUCGAAUCGAUGAGCAUUCGAAAUUCGGCCGACAUGUCGUCGUGCGGACGUGCAACGGUUCCGAAUUGCGCGAGACGAUGGGCGACAAUGGCGGCGAAUAUUUGCGCAGGGCUAAUAAUCGAAACACGUUGCCAAGUUUCACUGCCACAAGUCGUGGAGUAACGGCCGAUAAUCUCUGCCGCGUUCACGGUUAUCCGUCGCGACGCAAUUCGGUCAUGGUGCGUGAUGAUACGAUGUCUACCACCACAUUAGCUGCAGCCUCUUCAGUGAUGGGCUCGUCGAGGAUAGGCGCGCCCAGCGGCGGCAUUCCCGUUUCGGGCACGGGCGAUAACAUUCGUUACAUCGGUCCCGGUGGCAUGCAUUCGGCGAAAUGUACGACCGAUUUGCAUCGUUCGUGUUUUUGCGUGCGCUUCAUCGCCGAACAUACGCGUCUAAAAGAAGAAUCCCUCCGAGUCCGCGAGGAUUGGAAGUACGUAGCCAUGGUGCUGGAUCGGCUCUUCCUGUGGAUAUUUACUCUGGCCGUGCUGGUCGGAACGGCUGCCAUCAUUCUACAGGCGCCUUCGCUCUACGACGAUCGUGAACCCAUCGACAAGCAACUGUCUGAGAUCUUCAGCACAGUCAGGAAUCGACAUCAACAAACUAAGAAUCCUUUUUAAAAUUAAAACAAAACAACACGAGUGGUGUACCAUAAUAGUUUGUAGUUCAGCAACAACAAAUUGAAAUGGGGUGAACAAAAAUUUGAAUCGUCGCUCAGUUGUCGUUGGUUUUUUUUUCCCCCAACCAAUAUAGUAUUUAUUCUGUUGCCAAACGGAUUGCGAAAUGUGUACAUAGAUAGGCUGUUUUUUGUUUGGUUUUUUUAAAUCAACUCAUCUGUUUAAAGGGGACAUAUAAAACUGUGAAAUGGAUAGAUUGCAGUAGAUGUAAGAAAUGAGACAAGAAGAAAACAGAAAUGGGGGGGGGGAAAUGAAUGAUUUGUUUAAAUUGUUUAUAUUAUUUCUUGUUUAUGCAUCUGAUUUGUCCCCUCUUCCAUCACCAUUGGAUUUCCCCCGUUUUUUUUUUUUUUUAUAUUUUUCGAGGGGAAAGGGAUUGGUUAUGUAUAGCUCCUAUGCAAAUUAACGACCCAGACUACAGUAUUUCUGUAAAGUCCCUGGACGAUGAUAUUGAAAAUGUGUAGGGAAAAUAGUAGAGAAAAAAAAUGCAUUUUAUAUUUUAAAAAGGGAAUUGGCCAAAAGAAUAACACAAAAUGGCGCAUUAAAACAAUGGCAGUUGGUAAUAUCGUUCUAAAAAAAAAAAAAAAAAAAAGAGCCUGCUAUACUUCUACCUAUUUAUUGUUUGGAACUCAAAUAUAAUAAUUUGAAUAAAAUGUAAAACAAAAACAAAAAAUGUGUGGGGACAAAACAAAAAAAUGGGAUGUUUAUUUAUUCCGAAAUCUGCUUUAUUUUGAUGGUUGACGAUGCGAAAUGAAACGAAUAUAUUAGGGAAAACAACAAAAUGUUUCAAGUUUUAUGUACACAGUUAUUUAUAUAUGUAUAUAUAUACCAAAUACGUCGCAGACUUUGUCUUUUUUUGCUGUUUGGGGCUCUGUGUUGUUAUUGUUGAACAUGGCGAAUGCAAUUUUCUUUGUUACAUAUACACACACACACACAUACCGUGAGAAUGUUC